AUGAGUCAGCAGGCCCUGCUGGGUUUGCCGCUAGCAUUGGUUGGUGGCCUGCCUGAAUCCCUGUCCACCCAAGCAAGGUUGGGGGCAGCCCAGGGCCGGCCGUGGGCUGGACCCCAGGUCCCUACACAGUUCCUGUGGGAGGUGUCUCUGUCCCUCUGCCAACCCAGUGGUGACAGCGGUGGGUCCUUCAUAGUGGUGCAACAGUCUCCCCUGUACGCAAUCAUCCCCGAGGGAGGCUCCAUCAACAUCACCUGCACCACCAGAGGAGCACCUCUGUAUGGGAUCUUCCUGAAGCAGAGCUGGCCACGUGUGGCCAAUGUGAUUUACUAUUCGGAUGGGAAGGAGUCUACAGUGGACAAACGCUUCUCGGGCCGCAUUGACUUCUUGGGGUCCCAGAACAACCUGACCAUCACCAUGCACCUCCUGCAGCUGAACGACUCUGCCAUCUACAGUUGCCAUGCCAUCAUGGAAAAAGAAGUUCAGGGCUCAGGCACCAUGGUUGCGGUGACAGAAAAACUGUCCCAAGGAGAAAGCAGACCCCAGAAACUUCAGGUGACAUUAGUCGCUCUCCUGACUGGCCUUCCUGUGGGCUUUUUCCUCACUGGGCUAAUCCUCGGGGUGCUGUGUACACUGAAGAAGACACAGAUCAAGAAACUGUGCACCUCCAGGGAUAAGAACUCACGGUGCGUGGUGGUGUAUGAGGACAUGUCCUACAGCAACCGCAACACCCCAUGUGCCCCCAACCAGUACCACUGAGGCCCUCUGCCCCCACACUAUCUCACCAUAGCUUGUAAUGGGCCUGCUAACCCACUGAGCCCCUCUGCCCCCACACUAUCUCACCAUAGCUUGUAAUGGGCCUGCUAACCCACUGAGCCCAGCUCCCCAGUACUUUGUGCAGGCCACUCAAGUGCCCCUUUGGUACUUCUGAGUGGACAGGGCUCCUCCUCCAAAAAGCCUUCCCCAAAGGCCUUUGGCUGCCUCCAGGUGGCCCCGAUGGUGCUGCCAUCAGGGACAAAGCUUGGCAAAGGCAUGUGAUACCACCUGGCGUGGGGGGGGGCAGGAGGAGGCUCCACCC
Molecule: messenger RNA, 1075 nt
Organism: Nannospalax galili (Upper Galilee mountains blind mole rat)
Lineage: Eukaryota; Metazoa; Chordata; Mammalia; Rodentia; Spalacidae
Gene: Cd7
Product: CD7 molecule
Exons: 4
Coding region: 1-756 (251 amino acids)
Biological process (GO): adaptive immune response
Cellular component (GO): membrane
Molecular function (GO): signaling receptor activity
Source: RefSeq, a predicted model, not a curated record